UAUACAAUUUAUUGACAUUUGACGGUGCGGUGACGGUGACGCACUUGAAAAAAAUAAUAAUAGAAUAAUACAUAUUUUGUGUUUUUAAAUAUUACAAAAAGCCAACAAUAUAAUUUUGUUAGACACAGUCAUAUAAUCUAUAGAGUAAUGGGGCAGACCCUAUCAGAGCCGGUGACAGAGAAGCAGUCAUCAACAUGUCAGGACUCUCGCUACCUCGUCGGCUCAUCGUGCAUGCAAGGCUGGAGAGUUUCCAUGGACGACUCUCAUACACAGAUAUUGUCAUUACCCGAUGACCCUGGCACGGCUUUCUUUGCGGUUUAUGAUGGACAUGGGGGUUCAAAUAUAGCAGAAUAUGCUGGCAAACAUCUGCACAAGUUUAUCACAGCGCGGCCAGAGUAUCAUCUUGGUAACAUUGAGGAGGCAUUGAAACAGGGUUUCCUAGAUUUGGACCAAGCGAUGUUAGAAGAGGACAUGCAAGAGAAGGUGGCGGGCAGCACUGCAGUGGUGGUGCUCAUAAAGGACAACACGCUCUAUUGCUCCAAUGUAGGCGACUCGCGCGCCAUUGCUAGCGUCAGGGGUGCAGUGGAAGUAUUAUCCUACGACCACAAACCCAACAAUGAGGAGGAGCUACGCAGGAUCACGGCAGGCGGGGGCUGGGUUCAACUGAACAGGGUCAAUGGCAACUUGGCGCUCUCCCGCGCGCUGGGUGAUUACAUCUUCAAGAGGAACUAUAGACUGUCGCCGAGGGAACAAAUUGUCACAGCAUAUCCAGAUGUACAAGUACGGCAGCUGACUGAGGACUGGGAGUUUAUUGUAAUCGCCUGCGACGGUAUAUGGGAAGUGUUAUCUAAUGAGGAAGUGCUAUCAUUCUGCCGAGUCCGGUUACUGAGCGGCUGGGAGCCAGCGGCAGUGUGCGAAGCGCUGAUGCAGCUAUGCUUGGCUCCCAACUGCGCCACGGGCGGACUCGGCUGCGACAACAUGACCGUACUGCUCGUGUGUCUGUCACCAUUCCCGAGGGUCGAUAUGAUGAAACCUCUUGACGAGACGACAUUGAAUAACAAGUUCAUGACCAAAAUGGAGGACUUACUCUACGUAGAGGAAGAAGACGCAGAUUUGAAAUAAAAAACCGCAUAACGCGUCUGUAAAUAUUUGUACAAAUGAGUAAUAUAUGUUGUAAAGUAUCAAAAAGUGAAAAUGAGGGUAGCUUAAAAAAAUUAUGUCGAUACUGAAAACGUCGGUUGGUAUAUUUUGUCUAUUUGGCUUAAAAUGUAGUGGUAAGGUGUACAGACAAAGCGUUGGUGUAAAAUCUGAAAGACUGAUCUUUAAUGCAGGCUACAGACGUUCAGUUUUAAGUGUACAGUUUUAUAUAACCGAAAUUGUAGUAAUAACUGUACCAGUUCUUAGUUUUGCCUACACACGUUUUAAUUGAAUAGUUCGACUGUACUGUUAAAACUGUAGGAACUGAACUGACAUACCUUCAGUUUUAAUUGAACAGUCAAACUGUACAGUUAAAACUGAAGGUCUGUAGCCCGCAUUACAGAACGAACCUUCAUUUUAUACACAAUGCGCGUCGUCUACCAAUACAUACUAAAGUAAACGGACUUCUUGGAAUAUAUUGACUAAACAUUAUGAGAUUAACCUUAUACAUAUAUCAAAAAAAUAUUUUUACUUGACAUCGCAACACACAUUAAGUAUUGUCUAUGAAUUAACGCAAGAUGUAAUUUUCAGUCCGUUUUAUGUGUGACGUCAAGUCUUUGUAGACUACACAUGUAGUGAGUGAAUAAUUAUUUUGGGGUGAAAGUUAAAAUAAUUUAUUUACUUUUAAUUGUUUAUGGACAAUAUUUUGCAUACUAUUGUACGGUGUUUAUUGAUUAAAAAUUAAAACGGCGCUUAAGGAAUUGAUUACUCAUAUCAUUGUUAUAUGUAAAUUUAUCCAUCAUGCAUCUUAAGGGCAUAUACACAGGGCGUUUUUUUAAACGGACUAAUGACGCGCGUUUUUAAAUGCGCCUAUACUACAGCCCUACCCGAUUAUUAAACAGUGCGUAAAAAACUUCAAAAAUUUAGAGCCUCAGUAGUUUAACAGUAAGAGAUGUCAGACUCAUCACCGAUGUUCCGCGCGGGGCGGGGGGCGUGUAAUGAUGAUUGAAAAAGACUGACGCGACACGUCACUUCCCCGCACGCACGAUUUCACAGCCAGUCUUUUCCCCUGUCGCCCGCAUAUCAUGGGAGUGUUAUCAACUUGCCAGACUAUAGAUAUCUCUUUUGUUGCAAUGGAUGAUGGUUAAAUAGAGAAUGAUAUGUAGAAAAAUGAACUUAGCGUGAAUAUUAAGCGUCUUAAAAACGAUCAAACGUUUAUGUCAAAUAAUUUGAUAGUUUGCGGAUUUGUUUGAAGCGUUUGUCAAACAUUGCAUGAUGACAAACUCAAGUUUGACAAACUAAUUUGUCAAAUAUUUGAUCGUUUUUAAUGCGCUUUAGGCCUACAGGUCUUCAGACGGGCAAUGGUUUUUAUUGUUAUUGCAAUUUAAUGUGGAAUUGUAUAGCGGGCAAGCUGCAAGAAAUAGUUUCUUUAAAUGCAUUUCUAUUAACAUUUUUAUAUAACGAAGGUUAUUAUUAGUAUUUAUUUGUUUAUUGUAUUCUAGAGAAACACUGUUAUUAAAAAAUAUAUAUUUUAGGUUAUUUUGGACAUUUUCCUUUCUUUAAUAUGUAUGCAUUGUGGAGAGAAAUUAAAAAGUAUAUAAUAAUUAGUUAUAUAAAAAAAAAUGUUCUAU
Messenger RNA from Bicyclus anynana (squinting bush brown), 2768 nucleotides. Its product is annotated as probable protein phosphatase 2C T23F11.1. The record is from RefSeq and is a predicted model, not a curated record. The coding region runs from base 148 to 1122 and encodes 324 amino acids. NCBI's taxonomy places the organism in Eukaryota, Metazoa, Arthropoda, Insecta, Lepidoptera, Nymphalidae. Gene Ontology annotation, molecular function: cation binding; protein serine/threonine phosphatase activity. The transcript is spliced from 8 exons. Gene Ontology annotation, biological process: protein dephosphorylation.